This is a messenger RNA of Raphanus sativus (radish), 1891 nucleotides long. RefSeq names its product aldehyde dehydrogenase family 2 member B7, mitochondrial-like. The coding region runs from base 102 to 1700 and encodes 532 amino acids. Gene Ontology annotation, molecular function: aldehyde dehydrogenase (NAD+) activity. The transcript is spliced from 8 exons. Lineage: Eukaryota; Viridiplantae; Streptophyta; Magnoliopsida; Brassicales; Brassicaceae. The record is from RefSeq and is a predicted model, not a curated record.
GCUAGCUAUAUAACGAAACCCAUACUCAGUCCUCAUUACCGAUCACAAAGAAGAUAAAGCUAAGCCUUUCACCACCGCGUCACACUGUACUUAGAGUUUCCAUGGCGUCAAGAAGAGUUUCCUCGCUCCUCUCUCGCUCCCUCGUGUCCUCUCUUAGAGGGAAAGGCCCUCUCGUGAACAGAGGAGCUCGCAGACACAGCAACCUCGCUUCAGCUCUGGAAGACACCAUCUCUCCACCUGUGAAAGUCCAGCACACUCAGCUCCUACUCAACGGAAAAUUCGUUGAUUCUGCCUCAGGAAAGACUUUCCCUACAUUGGAUCCAAGAACCGGAGAAGUGAUCGCUCAGGUGGCUGAGGGUGAUGUAGAAGACGUGAACCGUGCGGUUGUAGCCGCCCGCAAGGCCUUUGACCAGGGUCCAUGGCCUAGAAUGACUGCUUAUGAGAGGUCGAAGAUUCUGUUUCGUUUCGCUGACUUGAUCGAGAAACACAACGACGAGAUCGCUGCUCUCGAGACUUGGGACAACGGGAAGCCUUAUGAACAGUCUGCCAAGAUCGAAGUUCCUAUGCUUGCUCGGGUGUUCCGUUACUACGCUGGUUGGGCAGACAAGAUCCAUGGAAUGACGGUUCCAGGAGACGGUUCACACCAUGUGCAGACGCUCCACGAACCGAUUGGAGUCGCUGGACAGAUCAUCCCUUGGAACUUCCCUCUCCUCAUGCUCUCGUGGAAACUUGGACCAGCUUUAGCUUGCGGUAACACCGUUGUCCUCAAGACCGCUGAGCAAACUCCCCUCUCUGCUCUUCUUGUUGGAAGACUACUUCACGAGGCUGGACUUCCCGAAGGAGUUGUGAAUAUAGUUUCUGGAUUUGGUCCUACAGCUGGUGCAGCCAUAGCUAGUCACAUGGACAUUGAUAAGGUUGCUUUCACAGGGUCUACUGAUGUUGGAAAGAUUGUUCUGGAGCUGGCUUCAAAAAGUAACCUCAAGGCAGUGACUCUUGAGCUUGGAGGCAAGUCACCGUUCAUUGUGUGUGAAGAUGCUGAUGUGGAUCAGGCCGUUGAGCUUGCUCAUUUCGCUUUGUUCUUUAACCAGGGACAAUGCUGCUGUGCUGGCUCGCGUACGUUUGUACACGAACGCGUGUACGAUGAGUUUGUAGAGAAAGCUAAAGCUCGUGCAAUCAACCGAGCUGUUGGAGAUCCCUUCAAGUCAGGCAUCGAGCAAGGUCCCCAGGUGGACUCAGAGCAGUUCGAGAAAAUCCUGAAGUACAUUAGACAUGGAGUUGAUAGUGGAGCCACCUUACAAGCUGGUGGUGAUCGUCAUGGUUCCAAGGGUUACUACAUUCAACCCACUGUCUUCUCUGACGUCAAGGACGACAUGCUCAUAGCUAAAGACGAGAUUUUCGGACCAGUUCAAACCAUACUAAAGUUCAAGGAUCUGGAUGAGGUGAUUGCAAGGGCGAACAACUCAAGGUACGGUUUAGCUGCAGGAGUGUUCACACAGAAUCUGGACACAGCGAAUAGGUUGAUGAGAGCACUCAGGGUUGGAAGCGUUUGGAUAAACUGUUUCGAUGUGUUUGAUGCCACGAUCCCGUUCGGAGGGUAUAAGAUGAGUGGCAUUGGAAGAGAGAAAGGUAUCUACAGUCUCAACAAUUACUUGCAAGUCAAGGCUGUUGUCACUUCCAUCAAGAACCCCGCUUGGCUCUAAAAAGGUUUCUCUCUCCCUUAUAUGCCUAAUAAUGGUGAAAACCUUUGAGUUGUACCAUCUCUAGGUUUUCUAGAUUAUGAUGAUAAAUUUUACCACAUUGUGUGAUGUAUGAAACGUUUCUUGAUAUUGGGAAGUAACCACUAUUUUUAAACUUGAAUAAAAAAACAAUAGAAUCAAUGGAUCAUUAUUUA